Peromyscus maniculatus bairdii (prairie deer mouse) is the source of this 3708-nucleotide messenger RNA. The record is from RefSeq and is a predicted model, not a curated record. NCBI's taxonomy places the organism in Eukaryota, Metazoa, Chordata, Mammalia, Rodentia, Cricetidae.
GAAUCACUCCAGAAAUAUAUCAUAACCAAGAAGGAGAGAAUCUUUAUCCCUCAAAAACAGAAGAUUUGCCCCAAAAUUUCACACAGCUACUACUUCUACAAAAAUCUUGCCCAAGAGGCUGGGAGACUUUGGACAGAAAAAGCUGGCAUCAAUGUGUAGCAGAGAAGAGAGGACAUCUGAUUAAGGCCAAAGACUUAUUUCUCCCAAGCACAGGUACCCAGGAGGAGCCUCACCUAGUUAUAUUAGAGGGGGCUGCUGGGAUUGGGAAGUCAACGCUGGCCAGGCAGGUGAGGAGAGCAUGGGAGGAAGGCCAGCUCUACAGGGAUCACUUCCAGCAUGUCUUCUACUUCAGCUGCAGAGAACUGGCCCAGUACAAACAGCUGAGUCUUGCUGAGAUCAUAGCAAAAGACCAGGCUGUGUCUGAGGCUCCCAUCAGGCAGAUCCUGUCUCACCCUGAGAAGUUGCUCUUCAUCCUGGAUGGCAUAGAUGAGCCAGCAUGGGUCUUGGAGGAGCAGAAUCCUGAGCUCUGUCUGCACUGGAGCCAACAACAGCCAGUGAACACACUUUUGGGCAGUUUGCUGAGGAAAUCCAUCCUGCCUAGGGCUUCCUUGCUGCUCACAGCUCGGACAACAGUUCUGAAGAAGCUCAUUCCUUCCUUGGGGCAGCCACGUUGGGUGGAAGUCCUGGGUUUCUCUGAGUCAGGACGGAAGGAAUACUUCAACAAAUAUUUUGCAAAGAAAAAAGAAUCAAUUGCAGCUUUUAGCUUCAUUGAAUCAAACCCAGUGCUCUCAACACUAUGUUUUGUGCCCUGGGUGUCCUGGCUGGUCUGCACUUGCCUGAAGCAGCAGAUGGAACAAGGUGGAGACCUCACAAUGACUGCUCAGACCACCACAGCUCUCUGCCUGAAAUAUCUUUCCCAGACUCUCCCAUCCAAGCACCAGGGAAAUGAGCUCACAGGGCUCUGCUCACUGGCUGCUGAGGGGAUCUGCCAAAGAAGGACCCUGUUCAGUGAGAGAGAUCUCCAGGAUCAAGGGUUAUCUGAGGAUGUCAUUGCCACUUUCCUGAAGAUUGGUGUCCUUCAAAAGCAGCCCAGUUCUCUGAGCUACAGUUUUGCCCACUUGUGUCUCCAGGAGUUCUUUGCAGCAAUGUCCUACAUCUUAGGAGGUAGUGAAAGACAUGAUGAUAUGGAAAACUACAGAAUUGUGGAAACACUUAUAGAAGUGUAUGGAAGACAAGAUCUGUUUGAAGCACCCACCAUACGCUUCCUAUUUGGCAUUUUAAGUGAACGGGGGAUGAAAGAGAUAAGGAAGAUCUUCACAGGCCCCUUGAUUCUGCACACACCAUGGGACCUGCUGGGGAAAUCCAGGGCGUUGCUCCAGCAUCAGCAGCUGUAUUCUCUGGGGUUGUUUCAUUGUCUGUACGAGAUUCAAAAUGAGGAGCUCCUGACACAAGUGAUGCAUGAUCUUCAAGAAAUGAGGGACAAUACCCUGACAGAUAUGAUGCACCCAUUGUUCCAGACAAAUGUGAAGCACCUGGUAGUCCAGACAGAUGUGGAGCUCAUGGUGGUCACUUUCUGCAUUAAGUUCUGCCAUUAUGUGAAGAGGCUUCAGUUGAAUGGGGCUAUAAAGCAAGGACAAACACUGAUGGCCCCUAGGAUGGUUCUGUACAGGUGGACCCCAAUAACUAAUGCCAGUUGGAAGAUUCUCUUCUCUACUCUUGAGUUCACAGGAAGCCUGGAGGAGCUGGACCUAAGUGGAAAUACACUGAGCUACUUUGCACUGUGGAAUCUUUGUAAGACCCUGAAAUGCCCUGGAUGUCACCUAAAGACAUUGUGGCUUAUCAGCUGCGGCCUCACAUCCAGCCACUGUGUGGACCUGGCUUCAGUGCUCAAGGCCAGUUCCAGCCUGACUGAGCUAGACCUGCAGCUGAAUGACCUGGGUGACCAAGGUGUGAGGCUGCUGUGUGAGGCGCUCAGGAAUCCUGCCUGCAACCUCAGAAUCCUGCGAAUGGACCAGGCUCCUCUCAGUGCCCAGGUGAUGAUGGAGCUCAGGACUGUGGAGGCAGAGAAUUCACAGCUGCACAUCUCCAGCACAUGGAAGCCACGUGUAAUGGACCCUACUAAGAACCCAGAUGGAGAAGAAAUGGAUGAUUACCAGAACUCAUGUAAGCGGCAGAGACUACAGUCAGGUAUAGACAAGCACCUGGAAUCACUGGGGACUGAAGAUGACUUCUGGGGACCUACAGGACCUGUGGCUACAGAGGUGGUUGACAGAAAGAGGAGCCUGUACCGAGUUCAGUUCCCUGUGCCUGGUUCCUACCACUGUCCCAACACAGGACUCCACUUUGUGGUGACAAGGGCAGUGACCAUCGAGAUUCGAUUCUGUGCCUGGACCCAAUACCUGGACAAGACUCCCUUAGAGCAUAGUCACAUGGUAGCUGGGCCUCUGUUUGACAUCAAGGCUGAGCAGGGAGCUGUGGCUGCUGUGCACCUCCCUCAUUUUGUGGCUCUCCAAGAGGGACAUGUGGACAUCUCCCGGUUCCGUGUGGCCCACUUUCAAGAACAUGGGAUGGUCCUAGAAACUCCAACAAGGAUGGAACAGCAUUAUGCAGUGCUGGAAAACCCAAGCUUCUCCCCAGUGGGAGUUCUAAUGAAUAUGACUCCUGCUCUUGGACACUCCAUCCCCAUCACUUCCAUCACAUUGAUCUACUAUCACCUCAAUCUCAAGGAAGUGACAUUUCACCUUUAUCUGGUCCCUAAUGACUGCACCAUUCGGAAGGCCAUUGAUGAUGAAGAAAUGAAAUUCCAAUUUGCUCGAAUAAACAAGCCACCCCCAGUAGAAUCUCUUUAUAUUGGUUCCCGCUACAUCAUAUCUGGUCCCAGGAACCUGGAAAUCUUCCCAAAGGAACUAGAGCUGUGCUACAGAAGCCCCGGGGAAUUGCAGCUCUUCUCUGAGAUCUAUGUUGAUCACAUGGUUUCAGGGAUUACGCUCCAUAUCAAAGACAAGAAGCACAAGAAUAUCAUAUGGAAAGCCUUGCUGAAACCAGGGGACCUCAGGCCUGCACGGCCCAUGACUGAUGAAGCCAACAAAGAUGCUGUUACCUUGCUGCAUUUCCUGGACCAGCAUCGGGAGCAGCUGGUGGCCCGAGUGACAUCAGUGGACCCUGUCUUGGACAAGCUGCAUGGUGCUGUUCUGAGUGAAGAGGAGUAUGAGGCAGUGCGGGCUGAAGCCACCAACCAAGGCAAGAUGAGGAAGCUCUUCAUCCUCAGUCGGUCCUGGACCAGGGCCUACAAAGACCGAGUCUACCGAGCUCUGAAGGAGACCCAUCCUCACCUGAUAGUGGAACUCCUUGAGAAGUCAAGUGGCAUUUCUGUGGGAUCUUGACAUCUUAGUGUUUGAGGCAUGAGCACUUUAUUUUGAGUGCUGGCUCUACCUGACCUUCCUUUGGCCCUCAGAUUCUCUGUCUAUAAACCAGUGGACAUCUGAGUUGCAUUUCUGAUGAUACUGUUUCCAGGACACCUCUUGAGGACCCAGAUGUUCCCCUCUUGGCCUUCCCCAGCCAGAUGUUCAUGUGGGAUGAACUUCCAGUGGAAACAAGAAGUCUAUUCAGGCCUUGUCCAGCCUGCUCUUACGGCAAGAGUGGCCCGGCUUGUGCCCACCUGACCCACCAUGAUACAAGCAACUAGGAAGCAUGGGAAUGGAGACAGUG